AUGUCGAUUCCUUUGAUUCAGGGUGCAUUUUUAGCAAAUGGUGGAACAGCCAUUUUCGCAGACGGAAAUGAUGCAGUUCUACCAUUGAACAAUGAUUACCUCUGCCCAGACGGAAAUGAUGCAGUUCUACCAUUGAACAAUGAUUACCUCUGCCCAGACGGAAAUGAUGCAGUUCUACCAUUGAACAAUGAUUACCUCUGCCCAGACGGAAAGGAUGCAGUUCUACCAUUGAACAAUGAUUACCUCUGCCCAGACGGAAAGGAUGCAGUUCUACCAUUGAACAAUGAUUACCUCUGCCCAGACGGAAAGGAUGCAGUUCUACCAUUGAACAAUGAUUACCUCUGCCCAGACGGAAAGGAUGCAGUUCUACCAUUGAACAAUGAUUACCUCUGCCCAGACGGAAAGGAUGCAGUUCUACCAUUGAACAAUGAUUACCUCUGCCCAGACGGAAAGGAUGCAGUUCUACCAUUGAACAAUGAUUACCUCUGCCCAGACGGAAAGGAUGCAGUUCUACCAUUGAACAAUGAUUACCUCUGCCCAGACGGAAAGGAUGCAGUUCUACCAUUGAACAAUGAUUACCUCUGCCCAGACGGAAAGGAUGCAGUUCUACCAUUGAACAAUGAUUACCUCUGCCCAGACGGAAAGGAUGCAGUUCUACCAUUGAACAAUGAUUACCUCUGCCCAGACGGAAAGGAUGCAGUUCUACCAUUGAACAAUGAUUACCUCUGCCCAGACGGAAAGGAUGCAGUUCUACCAUUGAACAAUGAUUACCUCUGCCCAGACGGAAAUGAUGCAGUUCUACCAUUGAACAAUGAUUACCUCUGCCCAGACGGAAAUGAUGCAGUUCUACCAUCGAACAAUGAUUACCUCUGCUCAGACGGAAAGGAUGCAGUUCUACCAUUGAACAAUGAUUACCUCUGCCCAGGCGGAAAUGAUGCAGUUCUACCAUCGAACAAUGAUUACCUCUGCCCAGACGGAAAAGCUGCAGUUCUACCAUUGAACAAUGAUUACCUCUCCCCAGACGUAAAGGAUGCAGUUCUACCAUUGAACAAUGAUUUCCUCUGCCCAGACGGAAAGGAUGCAGUUCUACCAUUAAACAAUGAUUACCUCUGCCCAGACGGAAAGGAUGCGGUUCUACCAUUGAACAAUGAUUACCUCUGCCCAAACGGAAAGGAUGCCGUGCUAUCAUUGAACAAUGAUUACCUCUGCCCAAACGGAAAUGAUGCAGUUCUACCAUUGAACAAUGAUUACCUCUGCCUAUACGGAAAGGAUGCAGUUCUACCAUUGAACAAUGAUUACCUCUGCCCAUACGGAAAGGAUGCAGUUCUAACAUUGAACAGCGAUUACCUCUGCCCAGACGGAAAGGAUGCGGUUCUACCAUUGAACAAUGAUUACCUCUGCUCAGCUGCAAAGGAUGCUGUUCUACCAUUGAACAAUGAUUACCUCUGCCUAUACGGAAAGGAUGCAGUUCUACCAUUGACCAAUGAUUACCUCUGCCCAUACGAAAGGAUGCAGUUCUAA
Molecule: messenger RNA, 1521 nt
Organism: Mizuhopecten yessoensis (Yesso scallop)
Lineage: Eukaryota; Metazoa; Mollusca; Bivalvia; Pectinida; Pectinidae
Product: melanoma-associated antigen C1-like
Exons: 3
Coding region: 1-1521 (506 amino acids)
Source: RefSeq, a predicted model, not a curated record